UUUGCCAGCUCAUCCCCGUACGCUCUCCCGAGAUCCGAGCUCUCUGUGAUCUCUUCCCCGGGGGCGCGCCAGUCACCGGCACGGCGGCACGCACGCGGGCGGCUGCGAAAAUGGCCGACGACUCCGCCGCCUCCGCCUCGACCCCAGUGUCGGCGUCCCCCACCCCGUCCCGGCCCACGGAUCCCGACUUCCUCAGCUGCGUCCUCCAGCCCCCGAUCCCCUCCUCCUCCCGUCCGGACCCCGACUACGCCGCCCUUCGCCGCCUCCUCCUCCGCCGCAAGUCUCCUUCCGCACUUCAGCACCGCAUGGACUGGCGGUGCAACGGCAAGGGCUACGUCGCCUACCGCAACUUCCUCCUUCGCCGUCUCGAUGGCGGCGCCGCCUCCAGCAGUGCCCACAGCACGCCCGGCAACAGUGGGAGGUGGUUUCCUGGACAUUCUACAUUUUCUGAAGCAGACAGCUGGAGUUCUCUUCGGGACCUCAGAAGUAAUAGUGGGAUUUUAAGCCGGACCGCAAGCGUCAGCUCAAAGCAGAGUGAUUCUGAGCGCCAUGUCAGAUUUGCUGAACCUGCAUACUCGUUUGUGGGAAUGCAUUGCAUUUUUGACAACUGCAAAGCAUCAGUUACAAUAUUGAAAUUUGGCCGUGCCAAUUCAGAUCUGCUUGCUUAUGGUUCAGCAGAUGGCAGUUUGACGGUUUGCCAGGUUUCUGACCCACCAUCUGUUCUUCAAAAAUUAAUAGGGCAUUCUAAAGAUAUUACAGAUUUUGAUUUUUCAUCUAAUAACCAGUACAUAGCUUCAUGCUCCAUGGAUAAAACUAUGAGAGUAUGGGAGAUCUCUAAAGGCACUUGUAUCAGGGUUGUAUAUGGAGUUUCUUCCCAGCUAUGCAUCUGCUUUCAUCCUGUGAAUAAUAAUUUGCUGUUAGUUGGCAAUGCAAACAGGGAAAUCAAUGCAAUCAAUUUUAGCACUGGGAGAGUAAUCAGCAAACUCACCUUUGAUAACGCGGUUACAGCUUUGGAUAUUGAUCACACUGGUCAGCUUAUUUUUGCUGGUGAUGCGCAGGGUUACAUAUAUACUGUUAGUGUGAACUCUCACACAGGGUCAUUAUCUAGAACUCAUAAGAACAAGAGUUGUAAGACCAAAUCUUUGAUCACGACCAUCCAGUACCGCACCUUUUCUCUGGUAGCACGUUGUCCUGUACUUCUAUCUUGUGCUCAAGAUGGAAACCUCUAUUUUUUCAGCAUUGCAACAAAUGCCCAUGGAUACUUGACUGUCAUAUGCUCUCUAAAGUUGGCCUCGCCAGUGCAGAGUAUCCGUGCUUCUUUCUGUCCACUUCUUUCGCUUGAAAAGGGGGAAUUCAUAGUUACUGGCAGUGGGGAUUCAAAUGUUUACUUCUACGAUUUGGCACGGCCAAAAAGUUCAUGUGUAAAUAAACUGCAGGGACAUGGCUCUCCAGUACAUGGAGUGGCCUGGAAUCAUGGGGAGAAUUUGUUGGCCUCGUCUGAUUCGGACGGCACAGUCAUUGUAUGGAAAAGAGCAAAAAGUAAUUAGAGAGGGACUCUACAUCCCAACGAUGCUUGUAUACAUCAAUUGUAGAGGCUGAUACAUGGUCCGAACAGAGGCACCGUGUACGCAUAUUGUACCUUCCAUCAUGUUGUUUGUAACAUACCACAAGGCUCGGGCAAAGAACAUGAUCCGGCCUUCAAUUUUAUUUACGGAAGUAUAGGUCUCCCAGUGGAGUGUAAAUCUUUUUUUUUUGUUGGGUGUAUCCUGUAUCAUUUCAUGAUUUUGGCCCCAGUUAUAUUGAUUUUGUUGUUCAAUGUUGAAAGGUAUAGCGGAAACAGUAUUGGAUCUUCCAAAUCCAAUUGAUGAAACAA
Brachypodium distachyon (stiff brome) is the source of this 1873-nucleotide messenger RNA. Its product is annotated as WD repeat-containing protein 13. The record is from RefSeq and is a predicted model, not a curated record. Lineage: Eukaryota; Viridiplantae; Streptophyta; Magnoliopsida; Poales; Poaceae. The coding region runs from base 111 to 1547 and encodes 478 amino acids. Gene Ontology annotation, cellular component: nucleus. Gene Ontology annotation, molecular function: promoter-specific chromatin binding; protein binding. The transcript has 12 exons.